UGCGAUAAAUCUGAUAGUAUCCAAUAGUAUUCCAUUCAGGUUUCUACAAUCGCUAUUGUCACCAUAGUCUCUUCACGACACACUUAAUAGAUUUCGAUAUUACAUCCCGAAACCCAUCAGAAAGACACACGAAUUUCCUCCCAUAAACGAAGAAGGAAAACCAAAAAGGACAAUCGCUGAGAGUUUCAACGCUUCAUGUGCGUCUCGAGUAUGAGCAGGACCUCCACCAUGACCGUCGAAGAAGAGGAGCUGUCCGGGGCCCAGGUCCUCCAGCCCACGACGCGCAUCUCGCCCCUGUCCUCCUUCAGCCGCGUCCGCUUCAACUCCAUCUCCGAGUUCCGCCCUUCCGAAAUGCACAAGUCGCGCUCCGCCGGCGUCCUGGGGGUCUUCUCCCACGACACGAUCUCCCGGCAGGAGCUGGAGACGCUCGUCGACGGCAAGAGGAAGGAGCCCACCAAGGUCACCAAGGCGCAGAUCAAGGAGUACGCGCAGAAGUACAAGAACUUCCAGUCCGACGAGAAGAAGGAGAGCUCGCCGUGGUACAAAGAGAUGUUCGAGCACACGCAGCCCGCCCACCUCAUCGCCAUGGUCGCCGUCGUGUACCUCGCCUUCCGCCUGUUCCCCGACUCGCGCCGCCAUGCCACGGAGGCGUCGACUCUCACGCGCCUCCUCUACGUGGCCGCUGUCAGUACCGUCUUCGGCAGCCAAGUGUGGAUGACGUUCGUGUCUGGCUUAGCUCUCUUUUUCUCCGUGCCGAGACAUGUGUUUGCGCAGGUGCAACAGGUGUUAUUCCCGCUCUAUUUCUUGUGCAACGCUGUGCUGAUGCUCGUCGCCGUAAUUACGUACACACAGCACCACCCGACGCACAUGUGGGACAACCAUCAGCUCAUGCAGGGCGGGAUCCUCGUGGGCAGCUUCCUGGUUAAUCUGGGCAUCCGGCUGUACCUCGCCCCGGUCCUCACGCAGCUGAUCACUGUCAAGAUCGCCAUCGAGCGCGAGGCCGGCCUGGGCCAGGAGAUCGGCACGAACCGUCCGGGGCGCCUCGCUCACUGCCCGCACUACAUGAGACUCUACCGCGCCUUCCGCAGGACGCACAUGAUCAUCGCCGUCGGGAACAUGGUCGCUAUGGCCGCCACGUCGCUCCACCUCUACUACCUCGCCACCAAACUGUGCUCAGUGCAUUUAUAAGCCUUGGGUUGGAUCUGCUCUUGAGGAGGAGGAAGGAGCAGGAGAAGUAAGGAGGAGGUAGAAGACGUAGUUAUACGUGGGCCGGAGAAUGGGCGUGGGCAGGACUCGGCUCGAUUUUGAGAGAGCGACGGUCAUUUCGGAGAUAUGUGGCAGCAUUUCAGGCGAAGAGAUCGUCGAGAGAGAAAGGAGGUGACAGAGACGAGGGUCUGGAAAGUCCAAUCAGGCGGGGGAUCAUCCAUUGGAUAAUAACAUCUUUUCACUUCUCUCUCUAUCUAUCUAUCUCUCCAACUCUCUGUCUCUCUAUAUAUAUUUAUCUAUCUAUCUAUCUCUAUAUCUGUCUGUCUGUCUAUCUCUCUCUCUCUGUCCAUCCCUCUCGCGCUUUCUAUCUGUCUGUCUAGCUAUCUAUUUUUCAUGUCUAUCUGUUAAUCUUGUUCAGUUUCUCCGAAAUAUGUCCGCCUUCGUUUCGAUUUCUCUCUUUCUCCGUUUUGUGUAACAUUUCCCACAUCUCUAUCCCUCGCCUUAUCCCCCCCCUCCCCCCCUCCUUCCUCUCUUCGCCCCAUAAUCCUCCUUUCCUCACGCCCUUCUCCUUCCCCCCUCCCCCCCUCUUCGCCCACUCAUUCAUCUGUCACAAUUCCCUCUCCACCCCCACCCCACCCUGUUUUCAAGGAACCCGCGGGGGAGAGAGGCGUGAGGUAUUGUCCUCGUGUCACUGGCUAACAGACAUGUGACACUGACAAACUCUCUCUGGCGACGAUUGUUCAUGUCUUGCGGGUUUUUUUUUAUCUCUCGUUUCUUUUUUGCGUUUCUUCACGAGACUGAAGUUCCUACUUGACGAAUACGUAUGGGGUUAUAUUUAUGUCAUGGCAUCUCGUGAUGAAGAUUAGAGAGGUAAAGAAUAAGAGAGAGAGGGGGGAGAGGGGGUGCUAAUGGUAAAGUAAGAGAGAGAAAGAGGACGGGAGAUAAGGAUGGCAAAGUGAAAGAAAGAGAAAAUUAGAGAUAGAAGAGAAAAGAACAGAUAGUGAGGUACAUGAGAAAAGUAGAUAAAAGAAAAUAGAGAGAAUGAGAGCAAGUGAACAUGAUUCAUCCCCAGUGAUGCCUAAAUCUCUCUCUCGAACUUGACAAAAGAAAACGAAUCUCUAAACUAAAGCAAGAAGCAUUUUUUUUUUCUUCUUUUUUCUGUUUUUAGAAUGGCAGUCGUUGCUUUAGAUGUAUUCUGAUGGAAAAUAUUAAUCUGAGAAGAAGAGGAAAAUAGAGGUUUCUUCCCACAAAGACACCGUCUCAAGAAAUCAUAGACCUUUUGCUAUGCCCUUGGCUUAGAGGACAUGUUCAGGACACGUUUAAGCAAAGUGCGAAGCCCUCGGGUUUGGUGGCACGACCCUGAGGUCCUAUCCCCUCCCGCGGGAAAUGUGAUGCUUUGAUAAUCGUGAUAAAUCACCAUAGCGUAUGUGGUUUUAGAUAGGGAAUGAGGACUCCCCUUGAAUGUAUAAAUGUUUAGCAAAGAAAGGUUUUUGUUAGAAACCUUCUUUGAACUAAAAGGGCAUUAAAUAGUCCUUUUCAGUCUCUUCCAAGCGAAGAGAAUUUGUAUACUGUAUUAAUUAUUGUAAUUUUCGCGUGUAUAAUUACGCUGAGUGUUUUGAUAUUCAGUACAACAGGUGUUUAACUUGUAUUGUUCCUAUUCGCUCUGGUAUGUUUCUUCCUUAUAUUUAUUAAGUGAAAAUUAAGUGAGUUUGUUAUCACUUUAAACAAAUAAAAUGAA
Penaeus indicus is the source of this 2944-nucleotide messenger RNA. Its product is annotated as transmembrane protein 205-like. NCBI's taxonomy places the organism in Eukaryota, Metazoa, Arthropoda, Malacostraca, Decapoda, Penaeidae. The transcript is spliced from 5 exons. Bases 196 to 1188 code for a protein of 330 amino acids. The record is from RefSeq and is a predicted model, not a curated record.